UAGGCGCUUGGUGUGCAUGUGUUUGCAGCGAUGGAUGGCCAUUCGGAUGAACGCGACCGGUUUCGUUUUAUGGAGUAAUUUAUUAAGAAGUUGCAUUUCGGUUGUUUCCACAAAAGCCUUCCGCAAAUUGGAUCUGCAUUUCCGCGACCGGCGACAAUGUUUUAAGAUGAGCCCUAAGUAUUUUAACCGCGAUGCCAGUCUUCCUUCAGAAAAAAAAGUCAAGCGCCAGGGAAAUGCUCCCGGAACCGGGCGUCUUCCACUUUCCCUGGGAAAUCAGUUCGGUCCAAGAAGGAGCUGCAGUGAGAACAUAUGGCAGAUUGCUGUCCUACCAGCCUGAAGCUUCUGAAGCCGUCCUGUCCUCACAGCACUUAUCAGUCCAAUAUGACAUAACUGUCCACACAGCCUUUGUGGAGCCUUUCCUGCCCUUACUACACUCCCACUACAUAGUGUUGGGUGAUGUUGAGAGGACAGAGGGAGAUGGCGUGAUGGUGCGUGCACGUGUGCUGAACUGCGUGGAUGGUAUAAACCUCGCCCUGCUGCAGCAGGCCAUCAUGGAGCAGAGGCACUAUCUUCAGGAGCGAGAUGGUGAAGCUCCUGUGCAACCGACUGCAGAGUGAUAAUCCUCAAUGUGUGGCUUCCUCUAUAAGUGAAAGGUGACUUGGAGCCAGUUUUCGCUGGAAAAGCAUCAAGGCAAAGAAAAGGUUCUUAUACUAUUAAAGUAAUAAUAAUAUGGUUAUGAUUUUGGGUGUAAAAGUUGUUGUUUUUUUUCUUUUGGAUAAGUUUCUUUGGAUGUUGAAUGUCCUCUUUUUUUAUUUAUAAUCAAGUUUCUCUCCCACUGUUUUGAAAGUUAUAACUCAGUUAUUUAAAUGAUUUUGAGUGGACUUACUGAACAUAAAAAAGUUGUUUUCAUGAUUGAAACUUGCUGUAUAGUACUUGUACAACUGCAUUGUCAUCAUGAAUGACAUUUUAAAAUUCUGUAAUAAAUAUUUCGAUUUCUCAGGA
Brienomyrus brachyistius is the source of this 1002-nucleotide messenger RNA. RefSeq names its product TEN1 subunit of CST complex (gene ten1). NCBI's taxonomy places the organism in Eukaryota, Metazoa, Chordata, Actinopteri, Osteoglossiformes, Mormyridae. The record is from RefSeq and is a predicted model, not a curated record. The transcript is spliced from 5 exons. Bases 192 to 617 code for a protein of 141 amino acids. Gene Ontology annotation, biological process: negative regulation of telomere maintenance via telomerase. Gene Ontology annotation, cellular component: CST complex. Gene Ontology annotation, molecular function: telomeric repeat DNA binding; single-stranded DNA binding; telomerase inhibitor activity.